CUCCGUUCCCAGAGAAGUUUAGAGCGUCGGCCUUGCCCUGCCCGCCCUUCGGUGGACGCCCGCUGCCAUGGCGACGCUGCUGUGUCGGGCUCUGCUCCCCCUUCGUCCGCUCUCCAGCAGUACCCGGCCGGCUGCAGAUGUGCCCUUCCGGGCCAGGAGCCAUGGCGCCAGCCGGCUCUACCCGGACCACAUCCCCACCUCCCCGCUGCAGAAGGCGCUGCUCGCCGCGGGCUCGGCGGGAAUGGCGCUCUACGACCCGUACCGCCACGACAUGAUUGCAGUUCUUGGGGAGACCACAGGAUGCUGGACCCUGAAGGUCCUCAGGGACCAGAUGAGGAAGGAUCCAGAGGGUGCCCAGAUUCUACAAGAGCGUCCCAGGAUCUCACUGUCCACCCUGGACCUGGGCAAGCUCCAGAGCCUCCCUGAAGGCUCAUUUGGCCGCGAGUAUCUCCGUUUCCUGGAUGUGAAUAGGGUCUCCCCAGACACCCGAGCACCCACCCGCUUCGUGGAUGACGAAGAGCUAGCCUAUGUGAUCCAGCGUUACCGGGAGGUGCACGACAUGCUUCACACCCUCUUGGGGAUGCCUACCAACAUCCUGGGGGAAAUCGUGGUGAAAUGGUUUGAGGCUGUGCAGACUCGUCUCCCCAUGUGCAUCCUGGGUGCACUCUUUGGACCAGUCCGUCUCAGUGCUCAGAGCCUGCAGGUGCUAGUCUCGGAGCUGAUCCCGUGGGCAGUUGAGAAUGGGCGCAGGGCCCCUUGCGUCCUCAACCUGUACUACGAGCAGCGCUGGGAGCAGUCCCUGAGUGCCCUGCGAGAGGAACUGGGCAUCACAGCGCCGCCUCUGUGUGUCCGGGGCCGGGCCUAGUCUGAGCUGCUGCAACAAGGGUGCUGGUUUGCCUCCCCACCCACUGCCUCCAGGGACAGAAGACACCUUUGCCACUACCUUUGCUCCUUCUUUUUGAACACUGACUGACCUUUGGAUGUUAUUUAUAGUUGUCAUAAUCAUUGCUGUGUGUCCUUGAGGGCCAGUCCAGGAGGGAGCAAGCAUGGCACUGGGCCUCCAAGCUGCCUAAGGAGAGCCACAUUUUCUCAAGGACUGGCCAUCUAGGAUUAGGUGGAAUAUCUCAGGUCCAUGGCCUGUUUGGGACUCCUCCCUGCCAACCAGGGCUUUCUGAGGCCCAGGCAGGUGUCCUCACAGGAGUGAGAGCAACACUCAACUCCAAAGGUCUGAGAGGCGGAGUGGAGGCAAGUCAGCCACCUGAAUAAAGGCUCUCAUCAGGCCAA
Marmota monax (woodchuck) is the source of this 1284-nucleotide messenger RNA. It is a transcript of the gene Coq4, whose product is annotated as coenzyme Q4. Bases 68 to 865 code for a protein of 265 amino acids. NCBI's taxonomy places the organism in Eukaryota, Metazoa, Chordata, Mammalia, Rodentia, Sciuridae. Gene Ontology annotation, cellular component: mitochondrion; mitochondrial inner membrane. The record is from RefSeq and is a predicted model, not a curated record. The transcript is spliced from 7 exons. Gene Ontology annotation, biological process: ubiquinone biosynthetic process.